UCGUCCUGUCGUCCUGUCGCUCACUCUUCCGCAAAGAAACAAAGAAACAAUUAAAGUGCAGACCGCAAGGCGGAAGGAAGUGCAUACCGCAAGUGAUUCCCCUACUUCAGUGCAAAGUUGCAUGUUGGAUUGUGCCACAAACUUUUAGCCAAGUUCCCCUAGCCCCCAAAUGCCCCCUCAUUUCCCCCCCUCCGAGUAAAAUGAAAGCAGACAACUUCUUCAAGUACGGCGCCCCUUUGUACCAACCGAAAAGCAGCCAGCGGAGCACCCAGAACCAACCGCAAGUCCAAGGCGGCAACAUCAACUUCGGCCAUCUGACAUCGUCCUCGCUGCUGACGAGCGACGACCUGCGUCAUCUCACCCAGCAGCGGUCCUCGGGAUACUCGGACCGGGAGAGCCUCGCCAGCGUGAGCAGUGCGGGUGGCCGGAUUAAGAGGCGAUCGAGAAACUUCUCCAUGAAGUCCUCGAAGGGGGGCAUCUCGAAGAAAAGCAAGACCAUGGAUUACACCAACUACGCCUACAACGAGGCAGUGGGUCGCCUUAAGGUGAUGCUGGCCGACAACUCCUACGUGGCACCCAAAUUGGGAGGCGGAGGAGCAGGAGGCGUGUCUUCCUAUUUGCGCAACUUCAACGAGGAUUCCGGGGACAACUUCUCCGACAACCUAUCGGUCAUUGAGCGUCCCGUCUUCUCGGACAUUUCCAAGUACUUGUCGCCCAGCCAGAAGUCGCGGAUUAGCUCCUAUCGUCCCAAGAAGAGCUAUAACUCUGGAUAUCUCUCGGCUUCCAAGGAGAACUUGGCCUCCUAUCAGACCUCCUCGGUUCCUCCGCCAGCGGCUGCUCCUCUUCCCGCCGACAGUGUGCCGGCUCCGGUGGAGAUCUUCAGCUUCAUCGAGAAGCAGGAGGACUACAUCGAGCAGCUGGAGAAGGAGUCCAAGUACUGUCGCAACGAGCUGACCAAUCUGCUGGGCAAAGUCAAGGAUGUGAUCAACGAGAACGAGCAGCUGACGGAGAAUGCCCGCUCCGAGUUGGUGGCCCUCGGUUCGGGUAAGUCGCAGCCCCAGAUGACCACCACCACUAGUCCCUCCUCGGAUAGCGAUGAGCACCUGGUGCAGUUCGCCAGUGGACGAAGGACACCCUCUACUCCGUCGAGGAAAAGUGCCUCCAAGGGGCAGGUGCAGAGUCCUCGCUAUGCCAGUGCCCCGAAUAUUGUCUACGAGGCCAGGAUCAGCGAACUGGAGGCCGAACUGAUGCAGGCCAGCAUCGAUUUGAGGCGUCUGCGAACGGAGAACGAGGAGCUCAAGAGGAAACUGGCCCACAGUGAUCCUCUGACCACAGUGGCCACCCUAACUGGAGGAUCAGCCAACUGUGAGCUGCAUCGCAAGCAGCUGGAGAGCCUGCAGCAGGAUAAGUUGACUUUGGAGGAGAGUGUGCGGCAUUUGCAGAGGCUUUUGGAUGAGGCUAAAGGCCCACAGGGUAGCGCCUCCUCCAAGCGCUACAUCAGCGAUCUGGUGCAGAUGGAGCGCUCCCAGGCGGAGCUGGAGGUUCGUCAUCUUCGCGAUGAACUGGAUCGCCAGCAUGAGAGGGUCAGGGAGCUGCAGCACGAGAUGGCCCGACGGUUGGCCGAGGAAAGGGCCAGUGCCGAGCGGCGUUACAACAGCCAGGUGGAUCAGCUGGGCGGCGAUCUCAGCUGCCAGUGGGAGCAGGUGGCCAAGCUGCAGUUGGAUCUUGAGCGCCAGAAGCGCUAUGAAACCGAUCUCAAGCGCGAUCUGGCCAGUCGCAAUUCGCAGAUCGAGGAGCUGAAAAUGGAGCUAAGGGCCAACAGGACCACCUUCCUGGCGGACAUGGCCCAGACGAAUGCCGAGAAGCAGUCGCUGGAGCAGGACAUCACCUCGCUGCGCCUGCAGUUGGACCGGGCUGCCAGGGAGACCAAGACGGAGGCCGCUCGUCUGACGGCCGAGAUCAACUCGCUGAGGCAGCGACUGGAUCGCGGGGAUGCCGAUCUGCUGCACUCGAAAAGGGAGGUACUAAGGCUCAACGAUGAGAUCGCCAAUCUGGAGAAGGAGCUCGCUUAUGGGGAGCUGAAGAAUGAGAUACGACCCACCAAAAAGGACCUGGACAAGCGGAUCUCGGAGAUGCAGGAUAAGCAUGCGGGAACGGUAAAUGAGCUUGAGGAAAUGAUAACAUCUCAGAAGCAACUCAUGGAUAAACUGACGAGCGAGUGCAAGACCCUAACGGGCAAAUUAGAGGAUACGACCUACAAGCACAAAGAGGAAAUAUCUGCUUUACAAUCGAAUCUAGAAUAUCUAUCCAAUCGCAUGUUGAGUAAUGAGGAGCAUAUGAGUAAAUUAGAUAGCUCACCACAUGAUUAUACUAGCUUAGUUCCUGGAAAAGCCGCUUACGACUACCAGGCAGCGACAUAUGGCACCCCAAUCGAACCCAUACAAAGCACCCCACAACAACCACACAACAGCGCCGUUGACGAUGACUAUGCGGCCGGAAUUAACCUGGCCACAGAUGGAGCAAGUGCCUCCGCCUCUGCAGCAGCCACCACAGCAGCCAGUAUUGCAGCAGGAGCAGCAGCUGCAGUUGCAUCAUCAGGAUCAGCACGCAAGAGCAGCAUCGCCGACUAUGGACUCCAGGAUAACGAUGACGAGAAUCUCAAGGACAACCUUGGCCUGGGCGAGAAGCAGCAGCAACAACAGCAGCAGCAACAGGACCUCGACAGGCAACGGGAGCGGGAGGAACGCGACCGGGAGCUCCAGCAACUCCGUGAGCAGCGGGAGAAACGCGAAAGGGAACGCGAGCGGGAAAGGGAACGUGAGCAGCAGGCUUCCGAGCAACAGCAGCAGCAGCAACAGCAGAAGCAGGCGGAGCAGCAGCAACCAUCGCUUCCCGAGAGCAAUAUCGCCAACGCGGGAAGCGCCAAUCUGGCGGCCUACAACACCGACUACAGUGCCUACGAUCAGCAGCAGUACGACGCCAGUGCCUACGAUCCCAGUGCCUAUGGUCAGCAGCCCUACGAAGGUCAGCAGUACGACUACGGGGAGGCGGGAGCAGGCUAUGACUAUGGAGCUGGCGACUAUGGACAGUCUGGAUACCAGUAUGACGCCACGACAGGAGGCACCGCAACCACUCAGCGUCAGUAUCAGUCUCCGCCAGCAGCAGCUGCCACGGACUACAAUCGAUCACCACCGUCGUUGGCAGCGGCGGGCAUCACGUCCCCGCCAGCAGCAACAGGAGGAGGAGCAGCAGCAGGAUCACCAGGAGCAGCAGCUCCAGGAGCUACAGGCACGAGCCGACCACAAUCGCGCCCGGGCAGUGGAGCUGUGGGGUCAGCAGCUGCGGCUGGAGCAAUCGGCGGCGGAAAAUCCGCUGUGCCACAACAGCCUGCCGCGUCAGCCGCCGGCAAGAAGUAG
Molecule: messenger RNA, 3416 nt
Organism: Drosophila takahashii
Lineage: Eukaryota; Metazoa; Arthropoda; Insecta; Diptera; Drosophilidae
Product: serologically defined colon cancer antigen 8 homolog
Biological process (GO): tube formation; neuron migration; establishment of cell polarity
Cellular component (GO): centriole; centrosome
Source: RefSeq, a predicted model, not a curated record